This is a messenger RNA of Rhododendron vialii, 2263 nucleotides long. RefSeq names its product serine/threonine-protein kinase BSK5-like. Gene Ontology annotation, molecular function: ATP binding; protein binding; protein kinase activity. Lineage: Eukaryota; Viridiplantae; Streptophyta; Magnoliopsida; Ericales; Ericaceae. Gene Ontology annotation, biological process: brassinosteroid mediated signaling pathway; protein phosphorylation. Bases 500 to 1969 code for a protein of 489 amino acids. The transcript has 10 exons. The record is from RefSeq and is a predicted model, not a curated record.
ACUUUAAAAAAGAAAAGACAGAGCGUGGCGUGGGUAGAGUUCUUUGGCAGUUCUCGCAACAGAAAUUUCAGAACAACACUCUCUUCAUUCAUUCACUCGAAAAGGAUAAAAACUCAAGAAACGAGGGAAUGAUGACUUGGUUAGCCGAAAACGUGAAAUCGUGCCAGUAUAGAGAGAGAGAGAGAAACAGAGAGAGAGAGGAGUGAGAAACCUUGGAUCCAAAAAGGUUCACCCCUUUUCUGCUUCUCUCUCCCUCACUCUCGCUCGCUCUCUCUCUCUCUCUCUCACACACACACACACACACUCUCUCUCUCUCUCUCCCCAAAUAGUAGUAAACAAUUAUUCCUCUAUUUUCUUUCCAUUUUCUACUUUCUUUUCCAUCUGGUUUGUUCUUUUCCUCUCACUUUCUCUUUCCAAUGAAACACUCUAAAACCCCCUAGUGAGAGAAAGAGACACGCCCUUCAGCUUCUCUCUCUCUCUCUCUCUCUGGAACCAAACAAUGGGAGGCCGCUGCUCCAGAUUCGGUCUCUGCUGGUGGCCCUCCAACCUCAAAUCCAACCUACCUCAUUCAUCCGAUCUCGACCGCGAGUAUGAGAAGCUGUCAGUGCCUAGUUUCAGAGAAUACAGUUUGGAUCAGCUGAGGGCUGCGACCUCAGGAUUCUCGGUGGACCACAUUGUAUCGGAACACGGCGAGAAAGCUCCCAAUGUUGUGUACAAAGGAAUGCUCGAAGAUGGCCGUUGGAUCGCCGUCAAGCGUUUCAACAAGUCUGCCUGGCCCGAUACUCGUCAAUUCAUGGAUGAAGCGAGAUUGGUGGGGGAGCUGCGGAGUGAGCGGCUGGCUAACUUGAUUGGCUGUUGCUGCGAAGGCCAUGAGCGAUUGCUUGUUGCCGAAUUCAUGCCUCAUGAGACUCUCUCAAAGCAUCUUUUCCAUUGGGAUGCGCAGCCCAUGAAAUGGGCAAUGAGGUUAAGAGUGGCUUUCUACUUGGCACAAGCACUGGAUUACUGCAGCAGUAAAGGGCGGGCACUGUAUCAUGACCUCAAUGCUUAUAGGGUGUUGUUCGAUCAGGAUGGUAAUCCCAGGCUCUCAUGCUUUGGCCUAAUGAAGAAUAGCAGAGAUGGAAAGAGCUAUAGUACGAACUUGGCUUUCACCCCUCCAGAGUACUUGAGGACAGGUAGAGUGACGCCAGAGAGUGUUGUUUACAGUUUUGGUACCCUAUUGCUUGAUCUUCUCAGUGGAAAACAUAUUCCGCCAAGCCAUGCACUUGACCUGAUACGUGGCAAGAAUUUUCUGAUGCUGAUGGACUCUUGUUUGGAGGGUCAUUUCUCAAACAACGAUGGGACUGAAUUAGUGCGGUUAGCUUCACGUUGCUUACAAUAUGAACCUCGCGAGAGGCCAAAUGCUAGGUCUCUUGUGAUUGCCCUUGCUCCUCUUCAGAAAGAAACUGAGGUACCAUCUCAUGUUCUGAUGGGUAUUUCUCAUGAAACUGCAUCCUCCGCAUCAACAUCAGUAUUAACACCUCUGGGUGAAGCUUGCUCAAGAACGGAUCUAACAGCUAUACAUGAAAUAUUGGAAAAUCUUGGAUACAAGGAUGACGAGGGCGUUGCAAAUGAGCUUUCUUUCCAAAUGUGGACAAGCCAAAUACAGGAGACCCUGAAUGGAAAGAAACGCGGUGAUGCUGCUUUUCGAGCUAAAGACUUCAGUACUGCCAUUGACUCUUAUACAGAAUUCAUCGAUGGGGGAACCAUGAUAUCACCAACAGUCUUUGCAAGGCGCUGCUUAUGUUAUCUGAUGAAUAAUAUGCCACAAGAGGCCCUUGGAGAUGCUAUGCAAGCCCAGGUAAUAUCUCCUGAUUGGCCUGCUGCGUUCUAUCUUCAAGCAGCUGCCCUGUUCAAGCUGGGGAUGGACAAUGAUGCAAGAGAAACACUCAAAGACGGCUCAUUAUUGGAUGCCAAAAGGAAAAGAAACUGAAAGUGUAUAGGUUUUUCCUUUUCAUUUUUGUCUAACCAAGGAAUACUCCUUGUAUCUAUCCAUUGUGUUUUUUUCUUUGCCAUUAGAGUUUCUGCAGUCCUUGCAACAUCAAUUUGUAGGUCUGAAUGGUUUUAGUUCUCUCCAAAAUUGGAGGAGUUUUGUUGUACUUUUUCAGUAGAAACCCAUUUUCAGUUUCAGAGUUUCACUUUCACCCUCAUCUUGACUUCAAGUCGCAAUUGUAAGAAUGAUUACCAUGUUUGUAUUUAGAGCCGAUUAACUGUUAAGCCACAACUA